AAUCCAUAUAGAACAUCGAACGGUUUUUAAAUAUAGAAACCGUUGUUGGUUUAUUUUUAGAAUAUUUAAUAUUGCAUAUACAUAAAGGUUAAUAACAUCGCUUUGAAAUAAAAACAGUAGAAUUUGAACUUAAAACGAAACUAACAUUGUCAUUCAAUUGUGACAUAAUAAAACACAAAGAGAUUUCAAACGCCCGUCAUCGCCCCUCUCACAUCCUGCUUGGCGAAUUUUCGCACAAUGGCAUUCGCUAUAAAAGCUGCAUCAGCUGACCAGUAAGACAUCACUCAGCGUGCAGUUUUCCAGCAAAGUGCAUCCUCCUUCUACAACCAUCCUUCAACAAUGGCUUCCAAAUUCGUCCUGAUUGUCGCUUCUCUGGCCUGUGUUAGCGCCGGAUACAUUCCGAAUGAUGCUUCCCAUCUGUCCUAUGCUCCGGCAGCUGUCAGAUACUCCAACGUCGUCAAGCAUGUGGCUCCGGUAGUGAGCAAGACCAUCCUUCAGGAACCACAACUAUACCACGGAUAUGCUCAGGCUGCUCCAUCGAUCGUACUCAGCAAGCCUCUGGCACUCACCAAUCCUCUCCCAACCCUGUCCUAUGCUGCUCCUCAAGCUUUGUACCAGGCUCCGGCUCUGGUGAAGAACAUCGAGUACUCGAAGCCAUUGUCGUAUGGUCCAAUUGCCAAGACCGUCAUUGCUGAGCCCGCCUUCACCAAGACCAUCAUUGCUGAGCCAACAUACGCCAAGACCAUCAUUUCGGAGCCAACAUACGCCAAGACCAUCGUUUCGGAGCCAACGUACGCCAAGACCAUCGUUUCCGAGCCAAUCUACACGAAUAAUGUGUUCGCUGAGCCCAUCUAUCCGGCAAAGGCUUUGAUCGCUGAGCCAGUGUACGGCAAGAGCAUUAUCGCCCAACCAGCUCCGUUCUAUGGUGGAAAGGUGCUGUCUUAUGGACAAAACCUUGCCUACGGGGACAUUUCCGCCCAUGGAUGGUAA
This is a messenger RNA of Anopheles funestus (African malaria mosquito), 990 nucleotides long. Its product is annotated as adhesive plaque matrix protein-like. The record is from RefSeq and is a predicted model, not a curated record. The coding region runs from base 340 to 990 and encodes 216 amino acids. The transcript is spliced from 2 exons. NCBI's taxonomy places the organism in Eukaryota, Metazoa, Arthropoda, Insecta, Diptera, Culicidae.